AUGGUGGUGAAUGUAAGCACCAGUGUGUCGCCUUGGCGAUGCGAUGCCUCGGCGGCAGAUGAUGUCCAUCCUCACUCUGCCACUGCAGCGUUCCAGCAGCAGCACAUGCCGGACCCGCGUUACUCGAGGGAGAUUUUCGAGACUUGCUCCAUCCCAGUCAAGAUCGGAAAUCCUCCCCUAGCUCCCAAGCCCGCGUUCGCAACCACGAUGUCGAAGAAAAAGUUGUCUGGCAAACAAAUUGCCUCCUCUGACUCUUCCGGUCGCAAGAAGAGCCGUAGAGACCGUCUCUCUGCGCUGUUUGGCCACAGCCCCGAGCGGGUUGACGAUGCCGCUGACGACAAGACCGCCCCCCAUGACGAAGCCACGCCUACCAAGGCCACCGCAAGCAACCGACGUGAGAAUGAAAAUCAUCUUCAGAACUCUGCCGCUAACCUCGAGGAUGAUCCCAAGGAGAAUGGUACUCGCGACUCUGUCGUCACCAUUGUUACGACUCGUUCUGUGACUACCGAAGACAAGGAUGCGCAUGAGUCUGGCGCCGCGGCUUCGGCGGACAAGAUUGACACCAUCGAUUUCGCCGAUAAGAAUCAGAUCCGAGGUAAGACCCUCGAAGUGAAGCCUUGUACUAAACUGACUAUCGACGAAGCAAUUUCGAACCCGUCUCCGAGUCGCAUGACUAAGUUGCCUAUCCAUCGCCACAAGAGAGCUUCCAGCUCUUUCAAGAUUGUCGACAGGGACUCUGCUGACGCUGUGCUCCUCUCUGCUUUUUCUUACAAUCCAUCCCCGGAGAAGAAGAACAGUGCUGUUGCGAAGCCAAGCACUCAGGCGCCUUCUUCUACUCAGCUUGCCCAGCAUAACCAGCGCCAUGAUCAGGAGGCUCCUUUGCUGCCAUCGUCUACAUACUCCGGCCCUACCAUCCACAAUAGUGAACCUCAGAACAAGCACAGUCAGAGCAAGCUCAAAGGCAACUCUCAUGCCAAUCAUGACUGCGCUCUCUCUUCUUACACAGAGCCCGGUUCUGCGAUCAAGAUCACCGACACCGACGAGGAGAUUGCUAGAAAGCUCGAAGCUACGGCUUUCACUCCUGCUGCAGUGGCCCCUCCUCCUAAUCCCCUUCUCAGCGCGCUGAAGACUUACGUCUCCGAUAAGUCUCCAGGUGAGAAGAAGGUCCGCUUCGCCGCGGGCUCUUCCGUCAAGUCUGGCGAUAGCGACAAUGAGAGCGGAGUUUCGGACGAUUCGGACAAGACCAUCAAGCCUGGUACUGGAGGCAUGAAAGCGGCCUCAAAUUCUAUUCUCUCGCCUACAGUCUGGGACAAGAGUGCUGAGCCCAAGAUCUGGGUCAAGAACGGCAAGACCACCCUCUUCCAGCCUCAGAAAGAUCCCGGCUACUACACCAACCCGCUUUGGUCCCGCCAGUAUCCCGAGAUUCUCUCAGAUGACCCCCGAGUUAACCCCUAUGGUCCGAGCAUCGCCGGAAGCACCACGUCCACGGAUGGAAGCCAGUAUUCUGACGCACCCGCAGCCCGCGCCGUCACCGACUUCGAAGUGGGUAACAAGCUCCACUCCAAUGGCGAAUCCAGCACCAACGUGAACUUCGGCACGGGUGCUGCGCCUGCUCGCACUCUCUUCACUAGAACCACUCGAGGCACUAUGCCUUCGCCCCCGGGUGCCAACCAGAACUUCGUCGGCCGUGACUUCCCCGAAAUUCCUACUGUCCCCGCUGGAUUCGGCAUGCCACCUCUUUAUAGAGGCCAGAUCAAGUUGGAGAUUGGUGGCCGCCGCUUCGUCAGCUCUAUGGAUGUUCUCGAGAGAAGCCCCUGGUUCAAAUAUAUCUUCUCCAUCAACUUCCGCGAUUGGUACCGCGAUGGCGUCUUCCACUUCGACAACGAUGGAGAUCUCUUUGCUCACAUUCUGCGCUUCCUUCGCACCGGCAUGUAUCCACUCUUCUGGGAUGCGCGCAACGGCUUCGACUAUGCCAUGUAUGCGAUGAUCCAGCAGCAAGCUCGCUACUACAUGCUGUACGACCUCGAGGCUUGGAUUGCGCAGCAGAAGUACCAGGAUGUGGUGGAGACCCAGGUCAUUCACCAGAAGUUCAUCAUCCCGAACUCUCAGGGCUGGAUUCACGAGCAGAGUCUCACGGGUCUUGACACCUCCGAGAUCUCUGGCGUAGCUGAACACCCCAAUGUGGCCCUCGGUCGCCAGUCUGAGAGCCAGGCACCUGUUGCGGACAUGUUCUUUUCUGAUAACGGAGUCAACUCGAAGGGGAAGGCCAAGGCAAUCGCGCCUCAGCAGGACGGCCCUGAUGGUGCCGUGGCGCUGUUCACCACCGAGAAGGUUGUCAAGGUUCACAUGAACCAACUCCGCCCUUUAUAA
Colletotrichum lupini is the source of this 2370-nucleotide messenger RNA. RefSeq lists its product as uncharacterized. The record is from RefSeq and is a predicted model, not a curated record. Bases 1 to 2370 code for a protein of 789 amino acids. The transcript has 2 exons. NCBI's taxonomy places the organism in Eukaryota, Fungi, Ascomycota, Sordariomycetes, Glomerellales, Glomerellaceae. Gene Ontology annotation, molecular function: protein binding.